Aphidius gifuensis is the source of this 1907-nucleotide messenger RNA. RefSeq names its product alpha-1,3-mannosyl-glycoprotein 2-beta-N-acetylglucosaminyltransferase (gene Mgat1). Gene Ontology annotation, biological process: protein N-linked glycosylation. The transcript is spliced from 9 exons. The coding region runs from base 142 to 1572 and encodes 476 amino acids. The record is from RefSeq and is a predicted model, not a curated record. Gene Ontology annotation, molecular function: alpha-1,3-mannosylglycoprotein 2-beta-N-acetylglucosaminyltransferase activity. Lineage: Eukaryota; Metazoa; Arthropoda; Insecta; Hymenoptera; Braconidae. Gene Ontology annotation, cellular component: Golgi apparatus.
GUUAUUACACUGCCUGUCAUUAUGUUUACUUGUAAUAAUUUUAAAAUUUCCAAGUAUAUUUCUAGCCAGCUCAAAAAUUAUUCAAUAUUUUGUUAAUAAUUUUUAUUUGUUAUUACAAGUGAGGUGACAAUAAGUUCUGCAAUGCGGAACAAAACAAUUGGUUUGAUAUUUUUAUCAGUUUCUUUAUGGGCUGUGAUAAUAUAUUAUUUCUUUGUUGAUGGACCAAUUAAUCAACCACAAAUAAAGUUGCCAGAUGCCUGGUCUGAUCAAAUGAACAGGUUGAGUCAAGAAAUAAAAGAACAGCUAUCUCAUAAUGAGAAAUUAUUAAAAAAACUUGUUGAAGCACAUCAUAUAAACAAAAAUCAUGAUGUUAAUAGAUCACCAUGGGAAAAUGUACAACAAAUUGAAGAAGUAAAUGAAAUAAAUAAUAUUCAAGAUAAUAUAAAACCUGAAUCACCAAAUGAUGAAAAAAUUGAGAUAAACAAGCAUCUUGAUAAAUUACAUGGUCUUGCACAAAGAAGAAAAUUAUCAGAUGGUUCACCAAUAAUAGCAGUAUUAGUAUUUUCAUGUAAUAGAAUAACAGUUCAACGUUGUUUAAAUCAAUUAAUAAAAUAUAGACCAAGUGCUGAUCAAUUUCCAAUAAUUGUAUCACAAGAUUGUGAACAUGAAGAGACAUCAAAAGUAAUUGAAUCAUAUGAUGAUCAAGUAUAUCAUAUACGUCAACCAGAUCAAUCUGAUAUUGAUAUUCCACCACGUGAAAAAAAAUUUCGUGGUUAUUUUAAAAUAGCAAGACAUUAUGGCUGGGCAUUAAAUCAAGUAUUUAUUAAUUAUGGUUUUGAAACGACAAUUAUUGUUGAGGAUGAUCUUGAUAUUGCACCAGAUUUUUUUGAAUAUUUUCUUGGUACAUAUCCAUUACUUGUUGCUGAUAAAUCAUUGUGGUGUGUAUCAGCAUGGAAUGACAAUGGUAAAAGAGGACUAGUUGAUGAAAAUGCUGCACAUUUAUUAUAUAGAACUGAUUUUUUUCCUGGACUUGGAUGGAUGCUUAACAAAGAUCUUUGGCUUGAAUUAUCACCAAAAUGGCCAAAAUCAUACUGGGAUGAUUGGAUUCGUAAACCUGAACAGAGAAAUAAUCGUGCUUGUAUUAGACCAGAAUUAUCAAGAACAAGAACAUUUGGAAAAGUUGGUGUUAGCAAUGGAAUGUUUUUUGAAAAACAUUUAAAAUACAUCAAACUUAAUGAAAAAUUUGUGCCUUUUACAAAUCUUAAUUUGACUUAUUUAUUAAAAGAUAAUUAUGACAUGAAAUUUGUCAAUGAUGUUUAUCAAUCAACAGUAAUAAGUUAUUCUGAUUUAAAAAAUGGACAAAUUAAAAAUAAUACAAAAUCUGUUAGAAUUCCAUAUUACACACGUCCGUCUUACAAAGCAACAGCAAAGAUGCUUGGAUUGAUGGAUGACUUUAGGAGUGGAGUACCAAGAACUGGUUAUCGAGGUGUUAUCACAUUUUUCUACAACAAUCAUCGAGUUUAUCUUGCUCCAGGCUCAAACUGGAAUGGAUAUGAUAUAUCAUGGAGCUAACAUAUAAUUAGAAAAUACAAUCGUGAUCUUUAAGUAAUUUUUUUUAAAUAAAUUAAUUAUUUAUUAAUUUUUUUUUUCAUUUAAACACCAGAAUUUAAAAGUAUUUUAAUUAAUAUUCUUUUUUUUUUAUUCAUUAAUUAUUAUGGCUAUGAUUUUUAAUGACCAAAUUAAUUUUUAAAAAAUACUAAAGACUGGAAAUAGUAAUUGACAUUUUUUUAAAAAUUAAUUAAACAGUACCUUGUUGAAGACACGAAUGUUAAAUUACCUCCAAGUUUAAGAGAAGCAAAAAAUGAAUAUUAAAAAUAUUUGUUAUUGAUAGAAAAAUAUGAUGAAGG